GUGUUGUGGUAUGUCAGGCAGGAUGCAUUUUGGAAAAUCUUGAUAAUAAAGUAGCCGAAAUAGGUUUAAUGAUACCACUGGAUCUGGGUGCAAAAGGAUCCUGCCAUAUAGGAGGAAAUGUUGCUACAAAUGCUGGCGGCUUAAAACUAUUUCGGUAUGGAAACUUGCAUGGAAAUGUGCUUGGACUGGAAGUGGUGUUAGCUGAUGGUACAGUCCUAGACUGCAUGAGUUCCUUCAAAAAAGAUAACACAGGUUAUCAUUUGAAGAAUAUUUUCAUAGGAUCAGAAGGUACCCUGGGAUUUAUAACAAAGGUUGCCCUUCAGUGUCCACCGAGGGCCAACAGUAUUACCUUAGCAUUCUUAGGUUUACAAAAUUUUGAAAGAGUUUUGAGAACUUUCAAAAAAGCCAAACAAGACCUUGGGGAAAUUCUUUCAGCGUUUGAAGUAUUAGAUACCCCCACGAUGGAAUUUGUGAACGAGCGACUGAAAAUGAAUUCUCCAAUAGGUGAUUUUCCAUACUACCUGCUCAUAGAAACAUCAGGAAGCAAUGAAGAACACGAUAGUGAUAAACUUCACCAAUUUUUAGAAUCAUGUAUGGAAAAAGAACUGGUCUUGGAUGGAACUGUAGCUACAGAACCACACAAAAUAAAUGCAAUUUGGUCUAUAAGAGAAAAAAUUCCAGAUGUUUUCAAAGACUGUGGUUACUUGUUCUGUUACGACGUUUCUUUGCCACUAGAGAACUACUACGUGUUGGUUGAUGACAUGACACAACAUAUGGGUAAACUUGCAAAAAAAGUAUUCGGAUUUGGGCAUAUGGGCGACAGUAAUCUUCAUCUCCAAGUUGAAGUCGAUGAGUUUACAAGAGAAAUAAAGAAUCAUAUUGAACCAUUUAUUUUUGAAAGAACAAAACAACUGAAUGGUAGUAUAAGUGCAGAGCAUGGAAUGGGAUUUUUGAAAGCUAGAUAUUUGAAUCUGGCCAGGCCAUAUAAUACCGUUAAAGCAAUGGAAAAUCUUAAAAAACUAUUUGAUCCAAGUGGUAUCAUGAACCCUUAUAAAGUAUUACCUUGGUAAAUGAUAAAUAAUACAAUUUCAAUGACUACGCAAUAAACGAGGCUUUCAACAGUC
This is a messenger RNA of Leptinotarsa decemlineata (Colorado potato beetle), 1124 nucleotides long. RefSeq names its product D-2-hydroxyglutarate dehydrogenase, mitochondrial. The record is from RefSeq and is a predicted model, not a curated record. NCBI's taxonomy places the organism in Eukaryota, Metazoa, Arthropoda, Insecta, Coleoptera, Chrysomelidae. Gene Ontology annotation, cellular component: mitochondrion. Gene Ontology annotation, molecular function: catalytic activity; FAD binding.